UCUGAUGAGUGACAGUGCCACUAUCCUGCUCCUCCAUCACAAUGGUCGACAUGGAGAGCCAUUACCACCCACCAUCUCCCCUGGAGGACUCUGUGCUAGACAGCCCCCUGUGUGCUGAUGAUGAUUUCAUGGGGGGCAUGGAGGAGUUCCAGGACAUCUCCCAGUCCAUUGAUGAGGAUGCCCUCAGUUCUUUUGAGGUCCCAGAAUACCAAUCCUCCAGUAACGGUUCUGAAGGUUCCACUGUCCUAGACGCCCUGACGCCAGCAUCCAGCCCAUCAUCAGUUGUGUAUGGGGUGGCAACAAGCCAAGAGGAGUUCUCCUCCUCCUCCUCACUCAGUCUGGAGUGCCGAGUGUGUGCUGACCGCGCCUCAGGAUACCACUAUGGAGUUCAUGCCUGUGAGGGCUGCAAGGGUUUCUUUCGGCGAACUAUCCGUCUGAAGCUCGAGUAUGACAAGUGUGAGCGUCGCUGCAAAAUUCAAAAAAAGAACCGUAACAAGUGCCAAUACUGCCGCUUCCAGAAGUGCCUGGCAGUGGGCAUGUCCCACAAUGCUAUCCGGUUUGGCAGGAUGCCCCAGUCAGAGAAGCUAAAACUGAAGGCGGAGAUGGUGAUAGGAGACAGGGAGGUGGAAGACCCCCAGCUGGCUGACCAAAAGACCUUGGCCAGGCAGAUUUAUGAGGCCUACCUCAAGAACUUCAACAUGAACAAGUCCAAGGCUCGAACCAUUCUCACGGGCAAGACCAGCACCCCUCCUUUUGUCAUCCAUGAUAUGGAGACGCUACAGCUGGCAGAGCAGACGCUGGUGGCCAAGAUGGUGGGCUCCGCUGGAGCACUGAAGGACAGGGAGGCAGAAGUUCGGAUCUUCCAUUGCUGCCAGUGCACUUCUGUGGAAACCGUCACAGAGCUCACAGAGUUUGCAAAGUCCGUCCCAGAGUUCUCAAGUCUGGACCUCAACGAUCAGGUGACUCUUUUGAAAUACGGAGUGCACGAAGCCCUCUUCGCCAUGCUCGCCUCAAGUAUGAACAAAGACGGUCUUCUUGUGGCGUACGGCUCUGGCUUCAUCACCCGCGAAUUCCUCAAGAGCCUGCGCCGACCGUUCAGUGACAUGAUGGAGCCCAAGUUCCAGUUUGCCAUGAAGUUCAAUGCACUGGAGCUGGACGACAGCGACCUGGCUCUGUUUGUUGCUGCCAUCAUCUGCUGUGGGGACCGGCCGGGCCUGGUGAAUGUGACACACAUUGAGGCGAUGCAGGAGAGCAUUGUGCAAGUUCUACGGCUCCAUCUGCUGUCCAAUCACCCUGAUGACACUUUCCUCUUCCCCAAGCUGCUGCAGAAACUCGCUGACCUCCGGCAGCUGGUCACUGAGCAUGCACAGCUGGUGCAGGAGAUCAAAAAGACAGAGGACACCUCACUGCACCCACUCCUACAGGAGAUCUACAGAGACAUGUACUGAGGAUUAUGGGGGUAUAACCAAGGGAGGAGCACAAGAAACUCUCCUUUUUUUGUCAGGGACAUGAAAAGAGGAGAAGUCCUCCAUAAGCAAGGACUGAACCACUUAACCUGUCCCAUCUCCAAUGCAGCAAGAGUUAGCUUUGGCUUCUGGUCAGCUUGUGAGGACUAGUUUAAGCUGGUGGUUCUCGGGGUUUGACACAGUGCUCAGCACUCCAAUGUGUGGCACUUCUGAGGCAAGAAAAAAAAUCAUCUGUCCAGCUGUUUGAGCUGCUCCAUAGACACCAGUGUAUGCAACCUCUGACCAAACUCUGAAUGCUAAUUUGAGGCGAUCUCCUCAGUUAACCUCACCCUCAAUGAGCCACCCUAAAAUGAGGAAAAGAAGGCGAACUUGAUUAUUGCCACUCCAGUCGUAUGUAUGAAUAUAGAUUUUUAUAUUAAUAUUAAAGAGCAAAGAGCCAUAUAUUGUUAGAUUUAAUAACAUCCAAAUAAAUUCAGUGGCCACAACAGCAGAACUGAGGCAGCCUCUGCUGAAUUGACUGCAAAAACAGGAAAAUCAGCCUUCCAGCGUGUUCUUCUUUAUACAAGCAGUCACUUAUCUUGUGUCAACAGGCUCCUGAACAUUUUUCUUUUAUGUCAAUUAAGCCAUUCUUUGUAUUGUUCCUGGAAACAAUCGUUGUCUUUCAAAUUCUCUCCUCAAGAUCACAAACUUUACAGGCAGCCAGUUUACGCUAGGGUAGAAAAGUGCAGAAGUUAUUUUAAAAGGCAAUAAUAACCACAGGCACAGUCUCACUUUGUACCACAUGACGCAUCAGGAGCACAAACACACCUGUGGUAUGUUAAUACUUGGUGUCUGUGAAAUGCCUUUUUUCACUAAUAACAUGCACAAAUGUUUGACACUCCAUCCUGUGUUGUGUCCUCAGAUUUUAAGGGCUAAUUCAAACUGAAAUCUUAACACAGCCACACUUCAAGCUAGAAGGUAACUCAAGUAGUUCAUGUCAGUGCUGGUUGUCAUUGUUCUUCAGGGGUUUUAUCUGCACAUUUUUUUAGAUGAUGACAAAUGAAUUAAUGAAAAAAAAAAACAGUUUAAACAUGUUUAUAUUUACUUAUUGAUAAUUGUUGUUUCUUUGCCCUCAAAAAUGUUUCAGUUUGGGUGUAAAGAGAGAAUUUCUCUGCUAGUCUCUACUGACUUUGAUUUAAUUCUGCACAAGAUUAUUCUGUUGACUUUUCUCAAUCAGUCUGUUUGACAAUGAAUGAAGAGCAUGCAUAUACCUCUAUGUGGCAUCUUUUAGAGAUUUUUAGAUUGUGUUUAAAAAAAGGCCAUUCUUGCAAUCUGCCGUCACACUGGCCUUUAUAUAAGAGGAACAAGCUACAUGAAAGACCUACAGUAAAGGAAUGUUAAUAGAGAUUGUUGGAAUUGUGAUAUUACUAUUGAUUAAUAAUUAUAUAUAUAUAUAUAUAUAUAUAGAUAUAUGAUAUAAAAUAAAUAAAACUGGCAUUGUUUUCAUUUUCCAUGAUUAAUCAAAUUAUCCAUCAGAUAAAGCAAACCAUAAAGAUGUAUGGUGACAUACUGCAGAGUUAGAAUUUCUCCAUCUCCUAUCACUUAAUGCAGCCCUGUUUUUACCGUGUUUUCUUCAUAGCUGAAAUGAUCACAUCGACUUCUUUCCCUAACUUUUAACUCUUGAUGUACAAAAGCCGCUAAUGCUGAUCAACUUUUGUAUUCUUCAGUAUGAUGAACGCGUUCAAAUUUUACAGUAAAUUUAGUCUUGUACUGUAUGUUCUUUUUGCUUUAAUUGAAUUAGAUCAUAUUUUUAUACUAAAGCAUAUAUGUAUGGCUAAAUUUGAUGCGUUUUCUUUACAAACGGACAAUUUAAGUGUGCAGUGUAAAUAGAUUUAAGAUGUAACAGGGCAACUGAUAAUCUAAAUAUCCUUGUAUCUGAACCAAGGCGGGACAUUCCUUUAGUUGAUUGCUGUCUUUGGAAAGAGAACCAUAAAAACUGUAAUAUGUGUUUAGUUCUUUUCAGCCAUGUCAUUUACUUGUUGAAUUAAGUUAUGUGAUCUGAGCUGAUAAUUGAAGGAGGCUGUGCAGAGCUUUUUUCUAGCUCACAACUUUGGGUGGUUAAUUAAAACUUGACUGCGUGAUCUUUGAAUAUAUGAUAGAUGUAGCUGCACUGAUCACACAAGACCGAUCUCUUUUUGAUACAGUUUUCUCAGGUUGCAUAUUUGAGUACAAAUGGAGUAACAUGCAACAGACAAAUCUUUUUUUUCUGACAUAUCUCUGUUGGCUGUCAGAGACUCUCAGUGCACUCAGAAAUUGCCAUCAUAUCAAAUGCCAAUAACAGUCUAGAUAAUGCAGUAAUGUAAAUGUAGAAUAUAUUUUAUAAUCCAGGUUUCUGUCUAACUUUGUCUCCUCACUUGCUGCUAUAUUGUACUCACCCACCAAUGCUUCCUCUGCCACGAGUAGAUUACCGACUGACUGAUUACUGACUUCAAGCUGCCUCUCCUUACUGAUAUAAUGUCACAGAAUGUCAGACCCAUGCUGACAAUUCAUUGAGCUCUACUCAUUUUUUUUUUUUUUUUUUUUUUUUUUUACAUUGCAGAUUUCUUAUGUGUUUGGCGUUUAAUCACAAACAGUGUGUGCCUUAGUGUGUGUAAAUGGCAGCACCAGGGAUAAAAAAAAAAAACAAAAACAACAAAUUAAUAAAGACUUAUGCACACACUUGGAAAAAUUUGUAAACUGUCAAACUCUUGAAGUUAUAUAUGUCCCCUUUUUGUGACACAUUGGGGUCUCCAUAGACAGAAAUAUGACUGUAGAUUUGGGGAAAGAUGAUUUUUUAGUUAAGAUUUGCUCCCAGAAAAGACCAACU
Melanotaenia boesemani (Boeseman's rainbowfish) is the source of this 4311-nucleotide messenger RNA. RefSeq names its product peroxisome proliferator-activated receptor alpha b (gene pparab). Gene Ontology annotation, molecular function: RNA polymerase II cis-regulatory region sequence-specific DNA binding; nuclear receptor activity; zinc ion binding. Gene Ontology annotation, cellular component: nucleus. The coding region runs from base 42 to 1448 and encodes 468 amino acids. Gene Ontology annotation, biological process: cell differentiation; regulation of lipid metabolic process; negative regulation of inflammatory response. Lineage: Eukaryota; Metazoa; Chordata; Actinopteri; Atheriniformes; Melanotaeniidae. The transcript has 6 exons. The record is from RefSeq and is a predicted model, not a curated record.